Messenger RNA from Limulus polyphemus (Atlantic horseshoe crab), 7498 nucleotides. RefSeq names its product 1-phosphatidylinositol 4,5-bisphosphate phosphodiesterase gamma-1-like (gene sl). Gene Ontology annotation, biological process: positive regulation of epithelial cell migration; phospholipid catabolic process; phosphatidylinositol-mediated signaling. The transcript has 31 exons. The record is from RefSeq and is a predicted model, not a curated record. NCBI's taxonomy places the organism in Eukaryota, Metazoa, Arthropoda, Merostomata, Xiphosura, Limulidae. Gene Ontology annotation, molecular function: protein binding; phosphatidylinositol-4,5-bisphosphate phospholipase C activity. The coding region runs from base 477 to 4049 and encodes 1190 amino acids.
ACACGGUUAGGACUGGAAAUGAUGAAUUUGAUUUUCAGCGAUUGAGAGUUUGCGGCUUUACUUAACAUUAGUUGAUAAGAUGUUGUAAUUUGUUGUUGGUUUACCGGGUAAAUAAUUAACCUUUAACUUAAAGGUUAAGUUUAAUAUUAGAGUGUUGUUCAGCAGCAGUUUUGUCCAGUUGUCUAAAUUUUACUGUUAGUGUUAGAGCCAAAAAACUUUAUAUGAUUAUGACAUUACCGUAGAACUCAUGUUUUAUUACUUUACCGUCACGGAGUCAGACAAGGGAAGAGAUUGUGCUAACCCUGUUUAUGUAGGCUUACGCAUGUUGCAUACGCUUAAUCUUCGACGGUAAUUUCAAUAACUUGUAUAGCGUUUCGGAAAUUAGUAAGGAGCGGUGCAUAGCACAGUAAAUUUUGUGUAAAAUUUAAAUACAAAUAUCUUUUAUAAUUUACCGUGUACAAUUUAACAAACCCAUAAUGGCGACUUCAAAUUUAGUCAAUGGUACACCUGCAAAUGUCAGUAGCUGUCUUCCAGAAAUCGAACAGAUUAUUCGUAAGUUGGAGCAAGGUACUUCAUUGAUGAAAUUUUAUCCUAAGGGAAGACCAGAAAGAAGAAUGUUUUGUAUUAGACUUGAAACACGUGAGAUAAUAUGGACAAGGCCAAUAGGUGGAAGAAAUAUUGUUGAAGGAAGAGUUGAUUUAAGAGAACUAAAAGAGGUGAGAAUAGGAAAGUCAUCCAAAAUGUUUGAACGUUGGCCAGAAGAUGCUCGAAAAUAUGAUCAUAAUCAUUGUUUUGUUGUUUUAUAUGGAACUACGUUUCGUUUGAAGACAUUGUCUUGUGUGGCAAUGUCAAAUAAAGAUUGUGAUCAGUGGAUUCGAGGGCUUGCUCAUCUUGCACAGGACACAAUUAGAGCUUCCUACCCUCUCCAGGUUGAACGUUGGCUUCGCAAGGAGUUCUAUGGAAUGGAAAGUCAAAGAGGAGUUGUCACUUUGAAAGAUUUGAAGGGAUUCUUCCCCAAAGUCAAUUGUAAACUUUCUAACAACAAAUUAAAGGAACAUUUUCAGGAAGUAGAUGCUAGAAGAGGCGGGGAAAUCGGCUUUGAAGCCUUCGCAGCAUUGUAUCAUAAUGUGAUAUUUGAUGAAAAAGUUUUCAGUGAAAACUUGUCUAGCUUCUCUAGUGAUGGGAAAAAGAUUACCCUGCAUGAGUUUCAGGAGUUCUUAAGAAAUGAACAGAAGGAUCCAUUGGCAGAUGAUGAACAAGAAGUCAGCAAGUUCAUGAGAGAAUAUCUUCAAGAUCCUAUGAGGGAUGUCCAAGAACCAUAUUUUACUGUAGCUGAGUUCCUAGAUUUUUUAUUUUCCAAACAAAAUGAAAUAUGGGACAAGAAACAUGAUGAAGUUAACCAGGAUAUGAUGAGACCCUUGUCUCAUUACUGGAUAGCCUCAUCGCACAACACAUACCUCACGGGGGAUCAAGUGAAGAGUGAAUCAUCAAUGGAAGCUUAUGCCAGAUGCUUACAAAUGGGAUGUCGCUGUAUUGAAUUGGACUGCUGGGAUGGUCCAGAAGGAAUGCCUUAUAUUUAUCAUGGUCAUACACUUACUACCAAAAUUAAGUUUAUUGAUGUAGUCAAAACUAUUAAAGAACAUGCCUUUAUAGCUUCUGAUUAUCCAGUAAUUUUGUCGAUAGAAAACCACUGUACUCUACCUCAGCAAAGGAACAUGGCUAGUGCUUUUCAAGAAGUUUUCAGGGACAUGUUACUGACUCAACCAAUAGAAAGAGAUGAAUCAAAGAUGCCUUCACCAUUUCAUUUAAAAAGAAAAAUUAUUAUUAAGCACAAGAAGCUGCCAGAAGGAAGUGAUGAAAAAGUUGUAAUGACAGGAUCAGAAGAUACUGGAGCAGAAGCAGACAUAAGCAAUGCUGUUAAAAAUGGUAUCUUGUAUCUUCGGGACCCGCUGGAUCGGGAAUGGCGGCCACACUUCUUCAUGCUUACUCAGAACAAAAUGUACUACGCAGAGGAGCAACAAAUUCAAGAUGAUGAGGAGGAAGGUGAUGGAGAUAGACAGUUACAACAAAGGGAUAGUGUUCCUUGUGAUGAACUGCAUUUUAGUGAAAAGUGGUUCCAUGGAAAACUACCUGGUGGUCGUUCGCAAGCAGAAGAACUGUUACACCGCUACCAGCAUCUUGGAGAUGGUACUUUUCUAGUCCGAGAGAGUGAUACUUUUGUUGGGGAUUACUCUCUAUCCUUUUGGCGCCAGGGAAAAGUAAACCAUUGCAGGAUACGGUCCAGACAGGAGCGAGGCCAAACAAAAUACUACCUUAUAGACACAGUGGCAUUCGACACACUAUUUAGCCUGAUUACACAUUACCAGUCGCAUCCUCUUCGCAGCCCUGAGUUCUACAUGUGCCUAAAUGAACCCGUGCCACAGCCAAAUAAGCAUGAAGGCAAAGAGUGGUAUCAGCCCACUAUGACUAAAGCCCAAGCAGAAGACAUGCUGAAAAGAGUUCGAUAUGAAGGGGCAUUUCUUGUCCGACCUAGUGAGAAAGAGGAUAACUGUUUUGCGAUAUCCUUCAGAGCAGAAAACAAGAUUAAACAUUGUCGUGUCAAACAGGAAGGAAGGCUUUUUAUCAUUGGAACAACCCAGUUUGAAAGUUUAGUUGAACUGAUCAAUUUCUAUGAGAAACAUGCCUUAUAUAGGAGGGUAAAGCUUAAGUAUCCAGUUAAUGAGGAGGUGGUACAGAGGAUAGGGGCCGAUCCAGAAGAAUCAGCUGUCUAUGGACCAACGGGACUUUACAUGGAUCCAAACACUUUUACCUCCAAGAUCACAGUGAAAGCACUGUAUGACUACCGAGCCCAGCAAGAGGGGGAACUGUCUUUUUGCAAGCAUGCAAUCAUUACUAAUGUAGUGAAGCAGGAAGGAGGUUGGUGGCAGGGAGAUUAUGGAGGGAAAAAACAGCACUGGUUUCCAGCAAACUUUGUGCAGGAGUUAGAAACCCAGGAAAAUUCUGAUGAAAGUUCGGGUGAAGCCAUGCCAUUGGGGAACUUACAGAAAGGAAGUAUAGAUAUUGUGGGCUGUACAGUUGAUAUUUUACAGUCUCGAGGAAGGGAAUUUGUUUUCCGGAUAGUUUCUCCAUCCCAACUUUCAGCUGUAGCUUUUGAGAUGGCAGCUCCAACAGAGGAUGACAUGCAUGAUUGGGUGCAGAAGAUUCGAGAAACUGCACAAUCUGUGAAUGAUAUGAUACGACAACGUAGAGAAAUGGAAAGAACGUUGCGUAUAGCCAAAGAGUUGUCCAACCUCAUAAUUUAUUGUCGCUCUGUACAGUUUUGUCCGGAAAAUCGAUCCAUGCAGCUAAACCAGGGAAAGUUCCUUCAGAAUGGCAUGUGUGGCUAUGUGCUUCGUCCAGAAUUCAUGUUUGAUGAAUCAUACCAUCCAUGUGACAGGACAACAUUAAGAGGAGUAGAACCCAUCACAAUAACUCUUCAGAUUUUAGGUGCACGACAUUUACCAAAGUCUGGUAGGAGCAUAGCCAGUCCUUUCAUUGAGAUAGAGGUUGUAGGAGCUGACUAUGACAACAACAAGUAUAAAACUGCAACAAUUCAGGACAAUGGCUUUAACCCUAUUUGGAAUGAAACCGUUGUAACUGACAUCCACAACCCUGAUUUGGCUCUCUUAAGGUUUGUAGUACAGGAUGAGGAUAUGUUUGGAGACCCCAACUUCUUAGGGCAGGCCACUUUUCCUCUUCGCUGUCUAAGAAGAGGUUUUCGAAGUGUGCCUUUGAAGAAUGAUUUCAGUGAAGAUUUAGAGCUGGCUUCUCUGUUGAUUCACUUUAAUAUUCAAAAUGCGAGGGAGGAGGAAUCAAUUUACAUCUCCAUUCAGCAACUUCGAGAUAAAUCCAUAGAGCUAACCCAGAGAAUAGAGGAGUCUGAAAGACAAGGAGAUGACACUUCUGUACAGCUUUACCGGGCACAACUUACUGACACACAGCAGCAGCUGCUUAUAAAGAAUGAAGAGAGAAGGAUAAAAGCACAGUCAAGACAACCUUCACGGGAAUGAGCUACAUUAACUUGUGAUGCUGGUUGUUAUCUGGGACCUACUUACGGUUCAAGACCUGAGCCUUAUGUUGUUGUACAUAAGUAUCUACUUAGUUUACAAAAAACCAGUGUUAUUGUAGGUAAUGAACUUCUGGUUUUAUCUCUCUGACUUGUACAAUUAAAGAAGAGACAAAAUUAAAAGUCCAUUAGUACAGGACUAUUUUGAACAGAGAAAAAGGAAGGGGUCAGCAUGAUAAGAUAUUGUAUAGACUUAGUAGUUUAAACAAAUUGUUAAAUUGUAUUAGUUGAUUGAACUUUGAGCUACCAUAAAUACAUUUCUGUAGUGGCAGCUUUUGUGAUUAAUUUUUCUGUCAAAAGUAAGUAUGUAUUAGUUUCUUCAUAUUUUUAUGGUGAAACUGUGAAAUUGUCCUAGUUAUCGAGCUUUAAAUGUUUUGCCUUCUAUUAGAAUGGUAAAAUAUGGAAAUGGUGAGUGUUAGUUAAUCAAUUUCAUAUUUUAAAAAAAACAUAUCAUGUCUGCCAGUGACAUUUUAUGUCAAACUAUUUGCCUGUGAAUUAUUUGAUUUUCUGUAUUUGUGUGUUUCCCCACUUGGAAAUUUUGACAGACUGCUGAUCUCUGUCAAAUUUUAAAUAUGUUAGCAUAUGCUAAAUGUAACAUAUGUAAAAAAAAAAACAAAAAAAAUAACCAUGAAUUAUUUGAGAUCUCUAACAAACUAAAAGUUUUUCAAAGAUUCCUACAUCUAUCUUUUAUUGGAUCCUUUCAUUGUGUUACUUUUCAAGUGGAGAUCUCAUUCUAUUUUCUUAUGUAGGAAGAAUUAAUAAACAAUCAACUAUAAGUUAAGUCUUUAACGCUUCAUAAUUCAACAGUGUGUCAUAAUGAUUAUAAGUAACUGACAAAUUAAUUCUUAUGUGACCAAAUUUUCUCUUCUUACUACUACCUCUUACAUUAAUGAUUAAUUAAAACUUUAAAUUGUACAGUUUACUUGUGCAUCAUAAACUUAAAUGCAUUACAUUACACAGAGUUCAAAGGAUAAAAAGUUGUAAAACUUCACAGAUUCAGUUUCUACAAGGUUAUAUAUGUACCAAUGCAUUCUAUAGUUGAAAGGCUAUAAUUAUAAACCUUACAAAUUCAAUCUGUACUAAUACACAGCAAGGUUGAGAGGUUAUAAACUUCACACAUUCAGUAUCUAUCUACAUGAAAAGAUUCAAAGGCUAUAGUUAUAAUCACCACACAUUUAACUCAGUACCAAAAUACUUUUGUAACAAUAGGCUAUUAGUAUAAACUUUAUAUGGUCACUCAGUAUUUGUGUAGGCAUACAUUAUUAAUAUAGCCAAAGUACAAAAUUUGGAGUGUUUUGACAUAAUUAUAUGUACAAAAAUGGAGAAGAGUUGAAACGUGUUUUUUAUAUACCAGUAAUAUAGAUCUAAGAAUUAUAGGGUUUAGGCAUUUAUAUUCCAUAAACACAAACGUAAUAUAACCCAACAAGUUGCAAGGCUAGGUGGUUUAGUUGUUUAUGGCAUGAUUGGAGGGUUUAGUUCAUAUAAUUUUAGUCCAUCUCAGAAAAUCAAAAUAUGCAAGAAUAGAAUGUCCUGACACUUUUAUGAUUUCUUAAUUCAUAGAAAGAGUGAUUGUAUUAGGAUUCAAACAUUUUUGUAACACAAACUAUUAUCAGUAUAUAACUACAUAUUGCAGGGAUUUAGGGUUGCAAUAUUCAUGUGGCUUAAUUAAUACAUCAUCAUUAUACAUUAAUGAAUUGUAGGGUUGGUAGGUUUAGGCAUUCUUAUGAUUAUAAAUCAUCUGUUUUAUAUACAGAUUUUUGUGUGUUUGGAGGGUAGAUACUCAUAUGAUUACACCACAUGUACAGACCUGUAUGUGUUAGAGAGUUGAGGCAUACCAGUAGUUGGGGGAGAAUUGUGGUAAUUAUAUGACCAUAUACCAUCUGUAUACACCAGCAAUUUGCUAGGUUAGUAUGUUCAGACAUGAUUCUAUCACCAUCAUUGUACACUACUAAACUACAAGAUUAAAGGGCCUAGACAAGUGACUUUUAGACUCCAUCAGUAUAUCCACACAUUACUGAAAACAAAACUACUAGGUCAUGACAUUUUUAUACUUAGGUAAUACAAUCAUAUGUUGAAGUGAAACUGCAAAAUCUGUGAAAGUGGAUUAAUGUUCAGAUACCAUUUUCUUUCACUGGCAUGAAAAAUGUAGACAAUUUAUAAGUUAAAAUACUAAACAGCUGGCAGUUUAUUGAAAUUUUUGAUAGAAACAUCAAUCUUCACUUAAAAUGGGAUUGUUAUUUUCUGAAACUCCUACUGUGAUGCCAGAGAUUAUCUCUCCAUCUAGUCUUCAUACCUUCCAUAUUUUGUUUUGUGCAGGUUCUUAGCUUGUAUCAAAUCACUGUCAGAUAUUAAAAUCAUACACCACAUCUAAAUCUUGGUGUACAGACAUGCUAAUUGUUUUGCACAUAGUCAUCUAAUGCUUUGUUGCUCAGAUUAGGAAGCUGUGUGAAUGAAAUGGAUAAGAAUUAUUGUAUUAUAACAAUGUGAGUUUAAUUUUUAUAAACUACUGAGAAUUGAUAAAUCUCAUUGUAUGUGCACAUUUUUCGAUUAUCAGUUGUACUCGAAGAUUUAGGAUUAUGGAUAAAUUACAGACUGCUGAGAUUAAUAUAAAUGUGUUAGUUUGAAAAGGUCUACAACUGCAGACAUUAUAAUUAAACUUAAUUUUCUGCAAUGCCAUAACAUUAAUAACUAAUCAUUUUAAUUGAGUUUAGUUCAAUUUUGUUAUUAACUCAAACAUAAAACAGCAGUAAGCCAAUAACAAAAUAUUUUAAUUCAGGAAAGACAAUGAAAGAUAUUUACAUUAUAAUAGUAAAAAGAAAGCCAGCAUUGCAUGUUUUAAUUUAUACAAGAUAAUUACUGCAUUGUUAAAUGAAACUUAAUCUAGAAUUAGAAAAUCAGUAACUAAAUGUUUUAAUUGAGAAAAGUAAAAUAUAAUAACAUUGUUAUAUAAAAAUAUUGUAGCAACACUAUGCCAGUACCUGUUUUAUUUUAGAAGGUAAGGAAAAGUACAAACAUUGUUGAAGUCAAUGUAACUAAGGACCAUGAAAAAAAUAAACACAUCAUUAUUUAAUACUGUUAUCCCUAAAAACUGUUGCAAGACCAAUCUUCUACUCUUAGAAAUAUAUGUUAAAAUACAAUUUCUUGUUUAACCUAGAGUUGAUUAUUGUAUUAUUGAAUAUGUUAGUGAAAAUCUAGUUACAACAGUUUAUAGUCAGAGCUCUAAUUUUUCAAUGUCUCCAAAAUUUUAAUCAUGUUUCCAAACCUGAACCAUUGUAUCUAGUUUGAUUUGUUUUGUUACUAUCAAGAAAUAUGAUGUUUAUUUUUUCUAAGUUUCCUGGAUAUGCCAAUUUCAUUUCAGAAGAAAUAAAAAUGUAACUCUUUGUCAAGCUGAAA